Molecule: messenger RNA, 498 nt
Organism: Plasmodium falciparum 3D7
Lineage: Eukaryota; Apicomplexa; Aconoidasida; Haemosporida; Plasmodiidae
Product: putative 60S ribosomal protein L14
Biological process (GO): translation
Cellular component (GO): ribosome
Molecular function (GO): RNA binding; structural constituent of ribosome
Source: RefSeq, a predicted model, not a curated record
AUGCCACGAGUUGAAUUAACAGAAGAAGAAAAAUUAUAUAUUUCUAAAAAAAAUCUUUUGUUUAAAAGAUUUGUAGAGCCAGGCAGAUUAUGCCUUAUUGAGUAUGGUCCAUACGCUGGAAAGUUAUGUUUUAUUGUAGAUAUUGUAACCAUCACUCGUGUUAUCGUCGAUGGAGCAUUUAUUACAGGAGUGCCUCGUAUGGUCAUCCCCUUGAAAAGAUUAAAGUUAUUAAAGGAAAGAAUUAAAAUUAACAAAAAUUGUAAAAGUGGAUUUUUAAGGAAAACAGUUAACAGCACCAAGGUAUUAGAAGAGUUUAAUAAUUCAAAGUUGGGAAAGAAAAUGAUCAUCAAAAAAAAAAGAGAUGAAGCUACCGACUUCGAAAGAUUCCAAGUAUAUUUUGCCAAGAGAGAAUUAAAAAAGAAAAUGACAACCAUAAAAAAUAAAAAAAAUGGUGAAAAUAAAAAAGUUAAGAAAAAUGUACAAAAGGUUAAAGCUUAA